AUGGCCACUCAAAACAAUCAAUAGCAUCAAUAGAAUCCAAUAUUGUCAUGUUUGUGAUAUCGAGUGCCUAAUAUUUUCGUGAAAAACAGUGAAAUAAUAGGAAAUUAAUAAAAUGCCACCACGCGGGGAUGAAAUCCUCAAAGGAUUUCAAGUAAAUUGGAUGAAUUUACGAGAUGCUGAUACGGGAAAAAUUCUCUGGCAGGGAAAUGAUGAUUUAUCCGUACCGGAAAUGGAGCAUGAGGCUCGAGUACCGAAAAAAAUUCUCCGAUGUCGAGCAGUUUCGAGGGAAAUAAAUUUCAGUUCAGUGGAGCCAAUGGAGAGGUUUCGUUUGGAGCAAAAAGUUCUCUUUAAAGGACGAUGUUUAGAGGAAUGGUUUUUUGAAUUUGGAUUUGUCAUUCCAAACAGCACAAAUACAUGGCAAAGUUUAAUACAAGCCGCACCGGAAAGUCAAAUGAUGCCAGCAAACGUUCUAAAUGGCAAUGUAGUAAUUGAAACGAAAUUCUUUGACGACGAACUUUUAGUAUCAACGAGUAAAGUUCGACUUUUUUAUGUAUAAUAAAAAUUGGUCCUAAAAUCGCUGGAAUCCAGAAAAACGAAUCCUGGGACCAAAUUUAUAGUAAACUAAAACAAAAACGCACUGAAAUAAUGGAUUUUUUUUUAAAAUUCUAGUUUCUUCACAACAGCACCAAAUUUCAAUUAAGCAUUUAAUAAUAAAUGUAUCGAACGAGAUAAUUGUUAUGGAAAAUGAAUCGCACACACACAUAUAUUUAUAAAAGAAUUGCAUUUGUUUAUGAAAAAAGUGCAAAAAUAAUGCAAAAGUUACUAUAUAAUAAGAAUGUGAUUCCUUUACCAAAAAAAUUAUCCAUUGAUUUCUAAAAUUUCUUUUUUUUAUUAAAAAUUAAUAAUACUGAAAAACUAAAUUGAAAUUUAAUUUAUUUAAUGAAAACGUUAUAAAAAUUAUUUUUAGAAUAUUGAAGGUUUGAAUUUACUUAGAUAGAAGAAAUAAAUUAAGUUUUGUAAUUACAAAAAUUAAUUUUAGAAAUCAAUGAUUAAUUUACGGUUAGUUUUAAUUAUCCAUGUAAAUUUAAGUUAGGAAUUUAGAUUUAUGAGAUUAUUUAUUUUGUAUAUAUAUAUAAAAAAAACAGUCGACAACGAAUUUUGAAAUGAAAAAGGAAAUAAUAUUUUGACUUCAAAUGACAGAAAAAGCGAAAGUUUGAAAAAAAAACACUUUUCAAAUUAUCAAUUUUUCGCUGAAUUUUUAAGCGUUGAAGACUUGAAUUUAAUAAACUUUUGAAAGUACA
Messenger RNA from Leptopilina heterotoma, 1301 nucleotides. It is a transcript of the gene PrBP, whose product is annotated as retinal rod rhodopsin-sensitive cGMP 3',5'-cyclic phosphodiesterase subunit delta. Bases 113 to 556 code for a protein of 147 amino acids. Gene Ontology annotation, cellular component: cytoplasm. The record is from RefSeq and is a predicted model, not a curated record. The transcript has 4 exons. NCBI's taxonomy places the organism in Eukaryota, Metazoa, Arthropoda, Insecta, Hymenoptera, Figitidae. Gene Ontology annotation, biological process: sensory perception of light stimulus.